UUGGAGGGACAACGCCAGUUGGGGGAUCGUACCCAGGGAUGGGACCGCCACCAUCGACACCAGCCUACCCAGGAUUCUAUCCAGAUGCGGGCGUCAGACCUUCUUCCUCAGCACAACCUGGGUUCGUCUCUGACACGUUCGUUCCAGAUAGCGGUGGCUUCAACUUAGAAGAUCUCGACAACUUCACUUCCCUCUCACCCGCGGAGCAAGGUGACCCCGAUGUCUUGGGCUCUUCACAGCUAGGAGGAGCACCACUUGGUUACUCUCAGCAGCAGACAGCGCAGCCUUCUUUGCAUCCUCAGCGAAAAAUGAGGUCUCCGGAUCGUCACACCUACUCGCGGGGCCAUGUCCAUGCCCCGCAGAGGGCGAAGAAGGAGGAAAUGGCGGAUCUUGAGUCUUUGCUGGAGUACAAUGAAAUUGUUAGGAAGAUAUUCGCAAAAGAAGAUGAAGGAUUUCAGUUUUAUAACACAUACACACUUGGUAAAGGAUUUAGUGUGAGGAAAAGCUAUGUUGAGUGGAACAGUGAACACACUGAGCUGACCCUUCGGAGGUAUGUUUGCAGUCGUCAAGAUUACCGUGAAGAGAAGUACGUGAAGAAGGAGAUUAAGAAGCGGAGGCCACAAGAUAUAACUCGUGUUGGAUGCCCUGCAAAAUUGGUAAUUGCACUGGACCGGAACACCGGGCAGUGGUACGUGAAGAAUUUCAUCGAUGAGCACAACCAUCCGCUGGCUCCAGCCGACCUUAGUUGCCUGCUGCGUUCACAUCGAGAAAUCAGCGAUGCGCAGAAAGCUGAAAUUGUGGAGCUGGGGGUUGCUGGGAUCCGCAAACACCAGAUUUUUGAAAUUAUGGAAAUGCAGUAUGGUGGGCAUGACAAGGUUGGCUAUACAUCAAGGGACUUGUAUAAUUUCUGCCAUCUCUAUAAGGAGGAUAUAAUUGCUGAUGGUGAUGCUCAAACAAUCAUCAGUCACCUGAAGGAACGUCAAAACAGAGAUUCUGAGUUCUUCUUCAAGUAUAUGACUGAUGGGAAAGGACACUUGCUGGGAAUGUUUUGGUGUGAUACUCAAUGUAUGCUUGAUCAUGCAGCAUUUGGUGAUGUCGUUGUAUUUGAUAGCACCUACAAAACAAAUCGGUACAACCUGCCCCUUGUGUCUUUCGUUGGGGUGAAUCACCAUUACCACACAGUUCUUUUCGGAUGUGGAAUUAUUUCUCAUGAGAAUACUGAUUCAUAUGUGUGGCUGCUGAAAAUAUUUACCAAAGCUAAUGCUCAGAAGCAUCCUGAUUCCGUGAUCACUGAUGAAGACCUUGCUAUGCAGAGUGCAAUCAGUGUGGGUGCACUCAGGGUUUUUUUGCAUGACCUUUGCUCCAUAGAAGAGAUUGAGAGGAAAUGGCAGGUGUUCCUGGCUGACAAUAAGGUCAAAGAGGACUCAUGGCUUUAUCAGAUGUAUGAGGUGAGGCAAACCUGGUGUGCUGCAUAUCAUGUAGGUCAUUGCUUUUUAGGAUUGAGGAGCAACCAACGGAGUGAGAGCAUGAAAUCUAGGCUUCAGAUGAAAUUGGAUGGUAAAAUGACCCUAUUAGAAAUGGUACAACACUAUGAGACCUGCCUUACAAAAGUGCAUAGAAAUGAGGCGGAUGACGAUGCUAAAGCACUGCAAUCUGCGCCAUUCACAGAACCUGAUGCUUCAAUUCUUGAGAUAAAUGCAAAGGAAAGGUUCACACCAAAUGUUUUUAAGGCGAAGGUCCAGUUCAGCGUGGAAGCAGCCAAGAAAUGUUCUCUAAUUGAGAUUCUAGAUGGCGAUGAUACAAUUGAGUAUAUUGUUGGAAGGAGAGAUAGAGACAUCAUGUACUAUGUGAAAUGUGAAUUAACUGGAUAG
Panicum virgatum (switchgrass) is the source of this 1871-nucleotide messenger RNA. Its product is annotated as protein FAR1-RELATED SEQUENCE 5-like. NCBI's taxonomy places the organism in Eukaryota, Viridiplantae, Streptophyta, Magnoliopsida, Poales, Poaceae. The coding region runs from base 39 to 1871 and encodes 610 amino acids. The record is from RefSeq and is a predicted model, not a curated record. The transcript has 5 exons.